CACUCCUCCCCGGCUGUGUGUAAGCCCCACGCCGCUUGACAUGCCCUGAAUCUCCGCGUGUGUGCUUGUGUGCGCACUUGCAUGCCUGCCUGCAACUUUGCCCCGUUCUGGUGCUGCUCAUGCUGCCAGUGUUGCACACCCACAUGUCUCUGUGUGCGUGUGUGCAUGCACGUGAGGAAAGAGGAGCAAGGGGAGGCGAAACGGUCGCACUUAUAGGAAGCACCAGCGGUCAUUACGAAGUGUGAAAGCAAACUCUGCCAUCUCUUGGACUGCUCCGAGUGGACAGAUCGCCUCACAUAAUGCCAUCCUUUGAUGAGGUUUUGAAGGAAGCUGGGGAAUUUGGAAGAUUUCAAAAGAGGGUAUUUUUCCUCCUCUGCCAGACAGGCAUAACUUUUUCAUUCCUGUUUGCCAGCGUGGUUUUCCUUGGGCAGGCACCAGACAGCUACUGGUGCAGGAUUCCAGGGGCAGUCGAAUUAAGCGAACGAUGUGGCUGGACGCUAGAAGAGGAACAAAACUUCACAGUACUGCCCCUGCACCUGGCGAAUGGGUCCUACAGUGGAGAGUGCGAGAGGCUGGACAUGGUGUGGGACACCUCUGUCAGCUGUGCCAGCCCACUUACCCACUACGGCAAUCACAACGCGGGUAACCUGCCGCUUGCCGAAUGCCAUGAUAGCUGGGUGUACAAACAGCCCCAUUCAUCCAUCGUCAGCGAGUACAACCUUGUGUGCGGUAAUUCCUGGAUGCUGGAUCUCUCACAAGCUAUCCUCAAUCUGGGAUUUCUGGCUGGAGCCUUCACCCUGGGCUAUGCUGCAGACAGAUAUGGCAGAAUCCUCAUCUACCUGCUCUCCUGUCUCGGGGUUGGGAUAUGUGGUAUCAUAGUAGCAUUUGCACCAAACUUUACUGUAUUUUUGAUCUUCCGUUUUCUCCAAGGUGUGUUUGGCAAGGGAACCUGGAUGACCUGUUAUGUGAUCGUGACAGAGAUUGUUGGUUCUGACCAGCGGUUUGUUGGGAUCGUGAUUCAGAUAUUCUUCACCCUGGGCAUUAUGAUUCUCCCUGGAAUUGCGUACUUGGUUCCCACCUGGCAGGGGAUCCAGCUGGCCAUUUCACUGCCCAACUUCCUCUUCCUGCUCUACUACUGGAUGGUUCCUGAAUCACCACGUUGGCUCCUGACACAAAGAAAGGGAGAGAAGGCAUUAAAAAUCAUGCACAACAUUGCAAAACACAAUGGGAAAUAUCUCUCACCACAUUACUCAGAGAUCACUAUUAAAAAUGAGGAGGUCAGCAACCUCUCCUUUCUCAACCUGGUGAGAACUCCCCAGAUGAGGAGAUACACACUCAUCCUGAUGUAUGCCUGGUUCACAAGUGCUCUGAUCUACCAAGGGCUUGUCAUGCGUCUAGGAAUUGUUGGAGGAAACCUCUACCUAGACUUCUUCAUAUCAGGAGCUGUGGAGCUGCCUGCCGCUCUCCUAAUUUUAGUGACAAUUGAUCGCAUUGGCCGGCGCCUUCCCUUUGGAAUAAGCAGCAUUGUGGCGGGAAUUGCAUGUUUCAUUACUGCCUUCUUGCCAGAAGAUAUCCCAUGGCUCAAAACAACAGUUGCCACACUAGGAAGACUGGGCAUCACAAUGACUUUUGAAAUUGUUUAUCUGGUGAACACUGAACUGUACCCUACAACGCUGAGAAACUUUGGUGUUUCCCUCUGCUCCAGUUUGUGUGACCUAGGUGGGAUCAUUGCCCCAUUCCUGCUUUUCCGAUUAGCAGCCGUUUGGUUGGAGCUACCUCUAAUUAUUUUCAGUAUUCUCGCAGUUGUCUGCGGGCUCCUAGUAUUGCUUUUACCAGAGACAAAGGGAAUGUCCUUACCAGAGACAGUCGAAGAUGUGGAGCAGCUUCCAAAUCAUUUUGGUAAAUGUGGCAAGAAACGGAAACACCGGGACACCAACUCUUAUAUUUGACCCUUGAAGGACAGCGGCAAGGAAAGGACAGUGUUCCCAUGCUGGUAAUUUGUUCUCCACCUACACUACGUCAAAAUUUACUGCAGAGAAUGUUUUAAAUUCCAUGUUCUUCUUCUGGGCAUAAGGACAUUUAAAACAAGCAGUGUAUUUUUCUAUAAUGUGGAAUAAAUUAAUUUUUUCUGAGUAUGCUGUUUGCAAGAAAGGAUGUGCCGUUUGCACUCUGUGGUUCUUGGAAGAGAACAGAGCAGCGUAAGAAAGAUGCAGUAUCCAGCUCAGUGAGCUUUUAUUUAUUUCUUUAUAUAUUUGAGCCAUUUGUUUAUUUCUAUUGUUAGCAUGUAUCUUUGGGUGUGGAGGGUUGGAAAUCGUACUGCUUGUUUAACAUUUGAAUGACUUUGGGGAAGACAGGAUGAAUAUUUCAACCAUUCUUCUUUUCCCCCUGAGAAUGUGGAAAACAGAAGAUCUGAUGUCUUGGUAAUGAGGAUGCUGGUCAGGGCAGUCCUCUCUUUGGUCAGGAGAGAUGGGAAUCACAGGCAUAUAUCAGGACGCUCGUCUGCUCCUCUCCCCCAGAGAGCCAUUGCCACAAAAGUUCUUCUCCCUCCCUGUUCAAAGGCUUUCUGAAACACGUCAGCAGUCCUUCUUCUCUCCUUCCCAGGGCUUCAUAUAGGUGGCACAUCCUACACAAGGCAUUAGCUCUGCAGGUCAGUUUGUCCUCCUGCCUCCUCCAGUUGUGCCUCCUCCAGUCACAGCUGGGAUUCAUGUGCCAACCCAUUGUCCUGUCCCCUGGCCAAGGAUCCCCACAUUUCCUGAGGGAAGGACUUCUGUCUGCUCUUCCCUGAUGGGUGCUUUUCCAGCCCUCCCUUUGAAGAUCUGAUCUUUUAUCUUCUAAUACAUACUUUCUGCCAUUCCUAUGAACAAAAUUAGAAUCGUAGAACGCUUUACGUUGGAAGUGACCUUAAAGAUCAUCUAGUUUCAAAGUCCCUGCCAUAGGCAGGGACACCUCCCACUAGAUGGGGCUGUGCAAGACCACAUACAGCCUGGCCUUGAACACUUAUGGGGAUGGGGCACCCACAACUUCCCUGGGCAACUUGUUCCAGUGCCUUAUCACUCCCAUGUGAAGAAUUUCUUCAUAAUGCCUAAUCUAAAUAUCCCCCCCUCAAACAAUUUAAAGCCAUUUUUCCUGAUGCUGUCACUCCAUGCCCUUGUAAACAGUUCCUCCUCAACUUUCCUGUACGCUUCCUCCAGGUAUUGGAAGGCCGCUAUAUGGUCUCCCUGAACCCUUCUCUUCUUCAAGCUGAACAACCCCAACUCCCUCAGCCUGUCCUCGUAGCAAAGGUGCGAGCACACAUUGCCAGCUCAUGUUGAGCUUCUUGUCAACCACCACCCCCAAGUCCUUCUCUGCAGGGCUGCUCUCAACCAUGUCAUCUCCCAUCCUGUACUGGAACGACAGAUUGCCCCAACCCAGGUGUAGGACCUUGCACUUAGCCUUGUUGAACCUCAUGAGAUUCACAAAGGACCACUUCUCCAACUUGUCCAGGUCCCUAUGGAUGACUUCCCAUACUUCUAAUGAGGCAACUGCACCACUCCACUUGGUGUCACCUGCAAAUGUGCCGAGAGUGCACUUGAUCUCGCUGUGUAUAUCAUUGAUGAAGAUAUUAAACAGCACUGGUCUCAGUACGGACCGCUAAGGGAUGACACUAAUCUCUAUUUGGACAUCAAGUUGUUGACCACUACUCUCUGAAUGUGGCCAUGCAACCAAUUCCUUAUUCACAGAACAGUCCAAUUUAGAGAGAAGGAUGUUGUGGGGGACCAUGUCAAAGGCUUUACGUAAGUCCAAAUAGAUUACAUCCACUGCAUUUCCUGUGUCCACUGAUGUUGUCACCCCGUCAUAGAAAGCCACUGGGUUUGUCAGGCAGGACUUGCUUUUGGUGAAGCCAUGCUGGCUGUCUUAAAUCAAUUCCCUGUCUUCCAUGUGAUUUAGCAUGGCUUCUAGGAGGAUCUGUUCCAUGAUUUUCCCAGGCACCAAGGCUUGGCUCGGUUCCCUUGCUGUGAGAGCUGUCAAGGUGAUCCCUAAAUUCUGCUUCUCUCCAUUAUUAUUACUUGUCAUCUUUCUCUCUUGGGGAUAAAUUGUUUGGGUUGUUGACAGGAGUGUUAAGCUAUCUUGGGAAUAUAUGCAGGGAUGAGACAAGAGCUUUGGCUAUGGAGGGAAGCGUUAACUGGUUGUUUCAAGCUGACACGUAGAAGAAUAGCUUGAAUCUGUGGGUCUGCAAGCAGGUAGCAGGGACAGCCUUCCUUCCCUUACAGCUGUUCAGCCUUCUUUAUCAAACGUCGGGUCCUGAGCACUGACAGGUAAACAAUACACUCAGAGUGAAGGACUUGAGAACAUGUGGUGUUCAAAAGGUAUCCUAUUACCAGCACAGAAUAAUUAAAAAAGAAAAAAAGCAAAAGAGCUGUUGUAAUGGCCUCAUAAGCUCAGAAAAUAACAUAUUUGGCAUUCAGAUAUAUAGGACUGAGUUUUGAAAGUUCAUACCACAAAGGAGUAGUGUUAACAUUACUGUCAUUGCAGCUGAAUGACUACUGCUCCAGUCUCACUAUAUUAAGACCACAUAUAGGCUCAGGGGUGCCUGCUCAGGGUGGUUUCCUAUGGUGAGAAGUGAGUAUACUGUCAUUUCAAGUUCCUGACUCUCCCUGCCUUUUCUCAGCAACUGCUGAUACCACCUACCCUUCUGGAGGAAAACAAGACCUUUGCUAGUAAUCUCGGUCUAAUGUUUGCAUACUUCAGGCAGUUAGUGUUAAAGGGCUCUUUCAAUAAUACAGCUGGCUAAUUGGUGAUAUCUAGAAGACAACAAAAAACCAGAAGAGUGGCUGUGGUGUUGCACUAUUGUGAGUGAGAGAUGAUAGAUGUGAUUGUAGAAACAGAGGGGGAGCUUCGGUGAGGGAGGACCCCACAGGGAACCUGCUGAGAUUGUGCACACGACCAGACUGGCUGCUUGUUUAUAAAGAGUUAUUAUAAAUUCAUGUAUGCCUCAAACCACUUAAUACAUUGAGUCUCACGGGAAAGUACUACAAACUUCUCAGGAGGCAAAACAGUAUUCUCCUAAACUGCAUGGGCUGGUCCCAAAAGGACUGUCAACAUCCACUUCAGUAAGAGGCACCUUCAAGAGGGGCCAAACAUUUCCAGCUUUAGUUGUCUUCCAUGUGUUAUAUUUCAGAGUCUCAGCGAGAGAUGUGAUGUGCAUAGCAGACAAAAGACCAUCUUAGUGCUGCCAAAGACACGUGUUUACCAUGACAACAGAAACUCAGGAGCCGGGGUUUCCUGCCUGCAAAGAGAUUCGCCAGACCAACAAAUCAGUGAAUGUGCUAUUGGAUUCAAAUGUGCCUCUGUCACCAAAUUGCCUUUUUUCUUCAUCUAGUCUGUGUCACUGGUUAGUGGUAGGUGGCAAUUUUUAUUGCUAUUGAUACUCUCACAGAAGGAAAAGAUCACAAUUCACAGAUUUUAAGAGGUUAUGUGACAGGACUUCUGCAGUCACUUAGGUGCCUCUAGGCAUUUCUGGUGGACUUGGCAAUGACAGCAGUGGUGGAUUUGUCUGCCUACAAGCCAGGUAUUAACCAUGCCUGCAACAGUUCACAUUUGAGGAGCUUUACAAAUCAAAGACCCAACUGCAACACAGAAUUUCUGUUGUUGGGUUGUACUGUGUGGAUUUCUUGGCUGACUUAAUGAUCCAGAUUAAUAGGCAUGGAAAAUAUGCAGAAGGAUAUUUGUGCUCAGUGGGUGGGGAAUGCUUUAUCAGAGCUGUUCCUGCUCAGCAAGGCAAUGCCCUGAGACCAUUGCUUCUCCCAGAAACAGGCUCCAAGUGCAGAAGCCUUAAAACUCACCCUGCCACCUAACUGUUUUAUAGCUCUCAUCUCCCUUUUAGCCUAUGGGAGAAAAAUAAGAACUGCAGGGAUGCAACCCAUCCCUUUGUAUGUACAUGUAUACAAAAAAUAAAAAGACAAUCUAAAUUAAAUAACUUGCAGCUUGGCAUGCUUGGGAAUAGACCUCUGCACUGAAGAAAAUGGGCUAGACAAGUUCCAGCCCAGGAAUCAGCUGUGUUGCUUUAGGUACACUCAGCAUACCGUGGGGAUUUAGGAAGGAUUCCAUGAAGAGUCGAGGUUCCCAGAUGCCUGUGGAGUGCUCCCUGGCUGACAUGCAAGAGGUGCAGGAUAGGAGCAGGGGUUCAUAGUUGGCAAGUGUUUAACUUUGGCAAGCAUGAACCAAACUUUCCUUGCAAAGCAUCUCUAAAGGUCUAAAUUUUCACUUCCUAUAACCAAAAGCACAUGUACAUAAUUUCUUUUUAGAGAAUAAAAAUGUACAUAUAAUAAUUAUAUCAUGACAAAAAGUUACGUAGUGAAACAAAUAGAUACUAUGGACAACAAGAUUUUAUAAUAUGUUAACUGCAUCAUCAUUA
This is a messenger RNA of Cuculus canorus (common cuckoo), 6394 nucleotides long. It is a transcript of the gene SLC22A3, whose product is annotated as solute carrier family 22 member 3. Bases 300 to 1949 code for a protein of 549 amino acids. Gene Ontology annotation, molecular function: transmembrane transporter activity. The transcript has 11 exons. Gene Ontology annotation, cellular component: membrane. Gene Ontology annotation, biological process: transmembrane transport. The record is from RefSeq and is a predicted model, not a curated record. Lineage: Eukaryota; Metazoa; Chordata; Aves; Cuculiformes; Cuculidae.